Larimichthys crocea (large yellow croaker) is the source of this 627-nucleotide messenger RNA. It is a transcript of the gene rpl31, whose product is annotated as ribosomal protein L31. The transcript has 5 exons. Bases 212 to 586 code for a protein of 124 amino acids. Lineage: Eukaryota; Metazoa; Chordata; Actinopteri; Sciaenidae. Gene Ontology annotation, cellular component: cytosolic large ribosomal subunit; ribosome. The record is from RefSeq and is a predicted model, not a curated record. Gene Ontology annotation, biological process: cytoplasmic translation. Gene Ontology annotation, molecular function: structural constituent of ribosome.
AUUGCUUCAUCCGAACACACAUAUUAGUGCUAUAUAGUCGUGAAUGUCAGGAUUUUGACGUGGAUGAACGUGUUUAAAGACAGUUUAUAGGCCACGGAUGGUAGCACCGGAGUGGCUUCGUAUCGCCGGGCUGUGCUCCCGUUUCCAGCGUUGUGUUGUGACGUAUCUUAUAACGUAAAUAACCGCCGCUAGGUCAACUUACUGUCUUAAAAUGGCCCCAACUAAGAAAGGAGAGAAAAAGAAGGGGCGUUCAGCCAUCAAUGAGGUGGUGACCAGAGAGUACACCAUCAACGUCCACAAGCGCAUCCAUGGAGUGGGUUUCAAGAAAAGGGCCCCACGUGCCAUCAAGGAGAUCCGCAAGUUCGCCGUGAAGGAGAUGGGAACUCCCGAUGUCCGCAUCGACACUCGCCUCAACAAGGCAGUGUGGAGCAAGGGUGUCAGGAACGUGCCGUACAGGAUACGCGUACGUCUGUCCAGGAAACGUAACGAGGACGAGGACUCUCCCAACAAACUGUACACCCUGGUCACAUACGUUCCUGUCACCACAUGCAAAGGUCUGCAGACAGUCAAUGUUGAUGAAAACUAAAGUUGUCCCCUCUACGAGUGGAAUAAAGUGGAAUAAAAGAA